Messenger RNA from Penicillium macrosclerotiorum, 3282 nucleotides. Its product is annotated as glutamate dehydrogenase (NAD(+)). The transcript has 4 exons. Gene Ontology annotation, cellular component: mitochondrion. The coding region runs from base 1 to 3282 and encodes 1093 amino acids. Gene Ontology annotation, molecular function: L-glutamate dehydrogenase (NAD+) activity. The record is from RefSeq and is a predicted model, not a curated record. NCBI's taxonomy places the organism in Eukaryota, Fungi, Ascomycota, Eurotiomycetes, Eurotiales, Aspergillaceae.
AUGUCGUCUCCUAUACCCUCUACUCCGCCGUCGGAGGCCUCGAAUGGCAUCCUGCCCGCCCGCCCCGCCCCGAAGCCCUUUGCCAGCCAGGACGGGAGCUCCGGCACAGGCACCCCCAUCGGAUUCCAGCGCUACCCGCACAACAAGCAUCUGGACCAUGUCGUCGGCACGGCCUUGCGCCAGCCUUCCCCCCAGCCCACCCAUCUGGGCAUCCCCGGUACUCCCGGCAGCCCGCACCGCGCGCUGUCGGCGGAGGACCCGGGUUACAUUGCCGCUACCUUUGAAGGCAAGCAGAAACAAAUGGAGCAAGUGAUGGAUCAAUUAGAGGAGAGGGGCUUCUUCCCCAGUGAUUUCGUCGUCUCCGAGACCUCUUGGUUCUAUAACAUGCUGGGGAUCGAUGACACCUACUUCCAGACCGAGUCCGUGGGCAACAUCGUGACCCAUAUUCUCUCUCUCUAUGCGGCCAAGGUCGCAGCCUAUGCCCGGGAUGACAAGAAGCUGGAGAUUCGCCUGGACAAGGAGGCGGAGGAUCAUGCCGUCUAUAUUGACACCAGCCGGCCCGGUGUGGCGUCCAUGGAUGGCCCCCGCUACGAGCAGCGAAUCGAUGAGAAGUACAUUAACACUUCCAAGGGCGCCAACAGCUACCGCGUGGAGACCUUCCGCUCCCCCACCACUCUUCCGGGCGACCAUGGCCAGCAGCUGCGCUGCUACUUCGUGUACAAGUGCCAGUUCGCCAAUCCCAACCCGUCCCCCGACGAGACCAACAUCGAUAUCAUCGGUGAGAAGCGCUUCCUUCAGAAGGCCACCCCCAACACGAAGGCCAUCUACCAGGAGAUCAUCGCCACUGCUGUCAGCCGGACUGGCCCUGUGAUUGAGAUGUUCGAGAUCGAGGGCAGCCGUGAGAAGCGUCUCGUAAUUGCCUACCGCCAGGGUUCGGCCAUGGGUCUGUUCAGUGCCUUGUCGGAUCUUUACCACUACUACCGCCUGACCAGCUCCCGCAAGUACCUUGAGCACUUCUCCAACGGCAUCACCGUCAUCUCUCUCUAUCUGCGUCCCUCUGAAUCGACCGAGGUGACCGCAAAGUUCCCACCAAUCGAGGCGGCUAUUCACCAGAUCAUGAAGGAGGCCUCACUGCUGUACUGUAUUCCCCAGAACCGCUUCCAGGGCCACUUCGCCACCGGUCGUCUCAGUCUGCAGGAAACCAUCUAUGCCCAUUGCGCUUGGGUGUUUGUGCAACAGUUCCUGAACCGUCUCGGUUCUGAGUACACUUCGCUGUCCGCUCUGCUCGAUAGCAACAACAGCGUUCAUGCCGAAUUGCUGUCGAAGAUCAAGAAGCGUCUGCGUACCGAGACAUUCACUGCCGAAUACAUUUUCGAGAUCAUCAACAACUAUCCCGAAUUGAUUCACAAGCUCUACCUCGACUUUGCCAAUACCCACUACGUACAAAACCAGGGUCCUACCGGUGACGAUUUCUUGCCCACUCUGAGUUACCUGCGUCUCCAGGUGGAUGAAGUUCUGGAUGGAAAUAAGCUGAAGCAGCUGAUCCGCAGCACGGCUGCGAACGAGCACGAUGAGAUGGUGAUGACCUCGUUCCGUGUUUUCAAUGCCUCAAUCCUCAAGACCAAUUUCUUCACCCCCACCAAGGUGGCGCUCAGCUUCCGCCUGCAGCCGGACUUCUUGCCGGAGCACGAGUAUCCCCAACCCCUCUACGGCAUGUUCCUUGUCAUCAGCUCGGAGUUCCGUGGCUUCCACCUGCGCUUCCGUGACAUUGCUCGUGGUGGUAUCCGUAUCGUCAAGAGCCGGAACAAGGAGGCGUACGGUAUCAAUGCCCGCUCGCUGUUUGACGAGAACUACAACUUGGCCAACACUCAACAGCGCAAGAACAAGGAUAUCCCCGAAGGCGGUGCCAAGGGUGUGAUUCUGUUGGAUGUGAACCAUCAAGACAAGGCGCGGGUCGCCUUUGAGAAGUACAUUGACAGCAUCAUGGACCUGCUGCUGCCCCCGGUCAGCCCCGGUAUCAAGGACCCUAUUGUCGAUCUCCACGGCAAGGACGAAAUCCUUUUCAUGGGUCCGGACGAGAACACCGCCGAGCUGGUCGAUUGGGCGACCGAGCACGCCCGCAACCGCGGCGCCCCUUGGUGGAAGUCGUUCUUCACCGGCAAGAGCCCCAAGCUGGGUGGUAUUCCCCACGACACCUACGGCAUGACGACCCUCUCGGUCCGUCAGUACGUUCUCGGUAUCUACCGCAAGCUGAAGAUCGAUCCUUCCACCAUGCUGAAGCUUCAGACCGGUGGCCCCGACGGCGAUCUGGGAUCCAACGAGAUCCUGCUCGCCAACGAAAAGUACGGUGCUAUCGUGGAUGGCUCCGGUGUCAUUGUUGAUCCCAAUGGUCUUAAUCACGAUGAACUGAUCCGCCUGGCUAAAAAGCGUGUCAUGAUUUCCGAAUUCGACAUGUCUCUGCUUUCUCCUGAAGGUUACCGCGUGCUUGUCGAUGAGAAGAACGUCAGAUUGCCCACCGGCGAGGUUAUUCAUAACGGUAUGAUCUUCCGCAAUACCUUCCACCUGCGCCACCACGAGAAGUUCGAUGUCUUCGUGCCCUGCGGUGGCCGCCCGGAGUCCAUCGACCUGUCCACCGUCGGCAAGCUCAUCCAAGAUAACAAGUGCAUUGUUCCGUACAUCGUCGAAGGUGCCAACCUGUUCAUCACCCAGGACAGCAAGUUGCGUCUUGAGAAGGCCGGUUGCAUUCUGUUCAAGGAUGCCUCCGCCAACAAGGGUGGUGUAACUUCAUCGUCUCUCGAGGUUCUCGCUUCGCUGUCCUUCAACGACGAAGAGUUCGUGAAGAACAUGUGUGUCGCCGAGGAUGGUACUGUCCCCGAGUUCUAUCAGGCCUACGUCAAGGAGGUCCAAGAGAUCAUCAAGCAGAACGCCACUCUCGAGUUCGAGGCCAUCUGGCGCGAGCACGAGCAGACUGGUGUCCUGCGUAGCGUCCUCAGUGACCGCCUCAGUGUGGCUAUUACCAAGCUCGACGAGGAACUCCAGCAGACCGAGCUGUGGCACAACAUUGCCCUGCGUCGCUCGGUCCUGGGCGAUGCUCUGCCUCGUCUGCUGCUGGAUAAGAUCGGCCUCGAGACUAUUCUGGAGCGGGUUCCUGAGAACUAUCUCCGUGCUAUCUUCGGUAGCCACCUGGCCAGCCGGUUUGUCUAUGAGUAUGGCAACCAGCCCAGCCAGUUCUCUUUCUUUGAUUUCAUGACCAAGCGCCUUUCCAAGAUCCAGUCCUCGUAG